UUUCCCGGCGCUCCGCGGCUCCGCUUUCCGAGCCGCUGAAUCGUUGCAAAGGCGGCGAGGCCGGUUGCUCAUUGGCGAGCUCCGGGGGGCGCAAGCCCGGUCAGCGCCGCCUCUGCCCCUUUCCGCGGGCGGGGCGGCCGGGGCUGAGAAAGGCAUCCGGAGCCGUCGGGCGACCUUCUCGCUUCUCUCUGGCGCUGGUUCGGGGACCAUGCACCGCUUGUCGGGACUGACCAGGGAAGCGGCUGCCGCCGCCGCCGCCACCGCCACUCCCCCUCGCCUCCCGGGCUGCCUCCCCGAGCGGAGAGCGGAGGCCGUGCGCUUCGUCGCCUGGCUGGCCGGCGGCAGAGAGCCGCGGCGCCGGCGGCCGCCCGGUGCCCCGCGGAGCGUCGUCCAGCCGCUGGGGACGGAGCGCGCAGCAGGGCUGGGGCUGGCCGGCUGGAGCAGCGCCGCCGAGGCCUCCGCGCUGCAGCUGAAAGAGAAGCCGCCUCGCGAGAAGAUCCUCACGUUGGCGUCCAUGAACCCGCAGGUCAAGGCGGUGGAGUACGCCGUGCGGGGGCCCAUCGUCUUGAAAGCGGGCGAGAUCGAGAUGGAGCUGCGGAAGGUAGCCGGGGGCGGGGGCGGAGCGGGCUCGAAUUAGGGUGGUUUGGGGUUCGCGCGAGGCUCCCGCGAGCUCCGAGCCCCGACCGCCCCGCUCACACGAGACGCGAGUCCGCC
Python bivittatus (Burmese python) is the source of this 714-nucleotide messenger RNA. Lineage: Eukaryota; Metazoa; Chordata; Lepidosauria; Squamata; Pythonidae. The record is from RefSeq and is a predicted model, not a curated record.